AUGGAAUCCAUGUCAGUCCUGAACCCCGAGGUUCCACUCUCGAAUCCCACAUCCACGAGCGAUGGAUCCCCGAACCACUCGAUCUUGGUGCCCGACACAACACCACCUGCUUCCCGCGAUUCACCUAACACCACCUCGUCGGCGACCAGUGAAGCCCGCCCGACUCAACCGCCGACCACCCCGGCAGCAUGUCUAGGUUGCCGCAGCAAGCACCUCAAGUGCGACGGGCAGAACCCUUGCGGUCGCUGCAGAGCGUCCGAGUCGGAAUGCGUCUACGUAGCGUCCCGCCGCGGCUACAAGGGACCGCGACGAGGCACCGCCGCCAACCCGAACAAACGAGCUCGAUCCUCGUCACCACCCACGUCCACCGUCAGCAUUGGCGACAGCUGUCCCAUGCUGCUGGGAGCAACUACCUCCGCUGCCAUGCCGGUCUCCAUGGCUCCCUACGCUCUUGGCGGUCCGGUAUUGCCCAACACGCCUCAAGCGGCAUAUGCAGGCACGCCGCAUCUCAGCGAUAUCCACAAUCUGCAGCUCUACCGGCCCUUCGGUAACCCCAAUGGCUAUCAAUCGAACCAGCUGAGCCUGAGCCACCAUGGCGACUUAAUCCCGACGCAUGGACCUGUCCAAAACCCCGCCGAGCGUUGCCUCGACUCCUUUUAUCGACAUUUUCAUGCCGGUCACCCCUUCGUCUUGCCAAAGGAAUGGCUGUUCCGCGUUCUUGGAGAUGCGGAUAUCGAGCCCCUCCUGGCUGCCAUGCGCUGGGUGGGAUCCCUCUUUGUCGAUGUUGGGCCAGCCCGCGCGGCCUUCUUCGAGGAAGCUAUGCGUCUCGUGCAAGAUCCUUCCACGAAGAAGGAUGGUUUCCUUGUCCAGGCAAUUACGCUCCUCAUCGUAGGCACCGACGGCAGUUGCCAGCAGGAGAAGGCUCGGCAGCUGCUCGCUGAUGCCGAGCGCAUCGCCCUCGAGAUUGAGCUCAACACCCGCGCAUACGCCACCGUGCACGGGCGCGGAAUACCGAUAUUGGAGGAAAGCUGGCGGAGAACGUGGUGGGAUUUAGGCGUUGUUGACAAAUUGGAGGAUGCACCUACCGCCUGCCAAGCGCGAUGCGCUCAGCCAAAAGUGCAGUCUGAUGAGAUGAUCUUCCAGGCUAGCAUGAUGACACAUGCAACCUCUAUCAUGCUGCACCAGCCGCUCUCCCAGCUCGACUCGUCUCCGACCCGUUCCGUUACGUCUUGUGCGCCUCAUCGCCCGGUGCCGUCGGGAGAUUAUUUCAAUGCCCACACGAACCAUACUGUAACCUCAGCCGCCGAAAUCAGCAAGAUGAUUACACACCGUGUCCCACUGAUAUCGCACACUCACUUCUUCACCUGCGUUAUCACACUUUCGUCCAUCGUCCAUCUCAGCCGAUGGGCCCUCAUUUACAUCCCUCAUGACGACGACGAGCUGCGUCAGCAGUUGCGGCUCAAUAUUGGUGCGCUCAGCGAGCUUUCCGGUGUUUGGAGAGCAGCUGACACAGCCUCAGGGCAGGUCAAGGGCGUGGCGCAGGAGAUUUACCGCGCGAAGAAGGCCUCGCAGAUCAACCCUGGAUACUGGACUGGGUACAGUUCCGAAGAAGUCAUGACGAGCAUUGCUACAGAUGAGACCAUUAUGAACGAGAUAGAGGUCGGACUACCGACAGGUAUGCCUUCUAUGGAUGGGAUUUGA
Molecule: messenger RNA, 1701 nt
Organism: Verticillium alfalfae VaMs.102
Lineage: Eukaryota; Fungi; Ascomycota; Sordariomycetes; Glomerellales; Plectosphaerellaceae
Product: C6 zinc finger domain-containing protein
Exons: 4
Coding region: 1-1701 (566 amino acids)
Biological process (GO): regulation of DNA-templated transcription
Molecular function (GO): zinc ion binding; DNA-binding transcription factor activity, RNA polymerase II-specific
Source: RefSeq, a predicted model, not a curated record